Molecule: messenger RNA, 1887 nt
Organism: Rubroshorea leprosula
Lineage: Eukaryota; Viridiplantae; Streptophyta; Magnoliopsida; Malvales; Dipterocarpaceae
Source: the annotation of a GenBank genome assembly
GCCUUCAAUGCCAACAAAGACUGAAGCAAGAACUUGAAAGAAAAAAAAAAAAAGCCCUGCGAAUUUUCUCGCGCGUUUUUUUUUCUCUUCCUGUUUGGUGACCCAGAAAAUGCAAGAAACCAGUAAGGACCCUGCGAUCAAGCUCUUUGGGAAGAAAAUCCAUCUUCCGGCAGACGGCGAGAUUCAGACGAUAUCCGACGAUGACUUGGAGAAGAACAGAUGUUGCGGAGAUGGAGAGGGGGAAGACGACAAAGAGAAAGCAGAUAAGGAUUCUUCAGAAGAAAAAGCUACUGAGGCUGAACAAGAAGAUAAGACUGUCCAUCCAAAUACAGAGGAAUCCUUGAAUCCUGAAGUGUCUUCGGAGACUACUGUGAACCCCCAAACUCCUUCUAUUGAUGAGGAAACUGGAAAACCAAAGACUGGCAAGACUGACAAAGAACAAAGUAGUUCCAACAACUCACAAGAGAAAACAGUGAAGAAGCCAGAUAAAAUACUUCCAUGCCCCCGGUGCAAUAGCAUGGAUACAAAAUUCUGCUACUAUAACAAUUACAAUGUUAAUCAACCCCGGCAUUUUUGCAAGGCCUGCCAAAGGUACUGGACUGCAGGUGGUACCAUGAGGAAUGUCCCAGUUGGUGCUGGUCGUCGCAAGAACAAGAAUUCUGCCUCACACUAUCGUCAUAUCUCCAUCUCUGAGGCUCUUCAAGCUGCUAGAAUUGAUUCUCCCAAUGGGUUACAUCAUCCUGCAUUGAAAAGCAAUGGGAAAGUGCUUAGCUUUGGCUUAGAUUCUCCCAUUUGUGAUUCCAUGGCUUCUGUAUUAAACCUUGGGGAGAAGAAGGUUUUGAAUGGUACCCGAAAUGGGUUUCACUGUCUUGAAGAGCAAAGAAUUCCUAUAUUAAGCAGGGCUGGAGAAAAUGGUGACGAUUGUUCGAGUGCAUCCUCUGUCACUGUAUCCAAUUCAAUGGAGGAAGGAGGUAGAAACUGCAUGCCAGAACCAGUGCUGGGGAACAUUAAUGGCUUCCCUUCCCCAAUUCCAUGUCUCCCUGGGGUUCCUUGGCCUUAUCCAUGGAAUUCUGCAGUACCCCAACCAGCCUUUUGUCCAUCAGGAUUUCCUAUGCCGUUCUAUCCAGCAGCUUAUUGGAACUGUGGCAUCCCAGGUGCUUGGAAUGUUCCCUUGUUGUCUCUUCAAUCAUCUGCUUAUCCAAACCAGAAAUCUCCCACGUCCGGGCCAAAUUCCUCUACACUAGGGAAGCACUCCAGGGAAGGAGAUACACAGAAACCAGAUGAUUUGGAGAGAGAAAAACCAUCAAAGCAGAAAAAUGGAUCUGUUCUGGUUCCAAAAACAUUAAGGAUUGAUGAUCCUAGUGAAGCUGCAAAAAGUUCCAUAUGGGCAACGCUCGGUAUUAAAAAUGAGACACGUAGUGCGGGAGGGCUAUUCAAGGCCUUCCAGCCGAAGAGUGAUGAAAAGAGUCAUGUAGCUGAAACAUCUCCAGUAUUGCGAGCGAACCCUGCUGCCUUGUCUAGAUCCCUCAACUUCCACGAGAGCUCUUAAGCCUGCAUCUUGCUAGAUGCUUGAAGUAGGUAUGAAAAACACUAGCUCACUAAAGACAAAUUAGACACCUAAUUGAGAUGAACACAGAAAAAGGAAAAGUUCAGGGACGAAAGGGAGGAGGUGGUUUGGCAGUAGGGUGAGAUCUUUAGUUCUUGGUGAAAUGAAGGAAGCUCAGAAGAAACUACUAGUUCUGUUCUUGUAAACAGUGAGAAGAGUUGCCUUUUCAUUUACUUAGUUUGCUGACUUUUGUAUGAUGUACAUAUCUCUAUAUAUGUGAAAUGCUUAGACAGUUUGAGAAAAAAAUCUUAGAUGCACUUAUAUAAAUUCUCAUACUGAAG